AUGGCUGAAAGUCUAAAAGUCAGAGAACCGGGUGAAUAUGUUUUUGAAAAUCCAUUGCUGGAAUUUUUUGAAGAGAAAGACUUGCCAAGCAUUAUGGUUGAAGCAACCAAAGAAAGAGUCACAAAAUACAAUACCAAAGAUUUAGAAGAUGAUUAUGUAUUCACUAAUAAGAACAUAGCAACUAUAGUUGGUUGGCUUCUACAAUGCCGAACUAAAUACAAGAUAGAUGAUACAGGGAAAAACAAAAAGGGAAAACUUGAAGUACUGAGAAUUAAAUUUGAGGAAUACAAUAAACACGCAAAAAUUUCCAGAAUGAUAACGGGAGGAAAUAUUUCUGUUUCUGACAUAGAAAUAGCAUUAAAAACUGAUACUUUAAAAGGGUAUAAAACUUUAGUUCGUGACUUAUAUAAGGACGAAAAUGAUAAAGAAGCUGAAAUCAUUAAACCUAGAAAAGAUGUAGAAGAAGUAAUAACACCUGCACAAAAAACAAAGGAACAUUUAGAAAAAACUAAAAAAGAAUGA
Entrophospora sp. SA101 is the source of this 522-nucleotide messenger RNA. The record is from the annotation of a GenBank genome assembly. NCBI's taxonomy places the organism in Eukaryota, Fungi, Glomeromycota, Glomeromycetes, Entrophosporales, Entrophosporaceae.